Molecule: messenger RNA, 4211 nt
Organism: Carcharodon carcharias (great white shark)
Lineage: Eukaryota; Metazoa; Chordata; Chondrichthyes; Lamniformes; Lamnidae
Product: alpha-actinin-2
Exons: 21
Coding region: 184-2928 (914 amino acids)
Biological process (GO): actin cytoskeleton organization; muscle cell development
Cellular component (GO): plasma membrane; cortical actin cytoskeleton; Z disc
Molecular function (GO): calcium ion binding; actin filament binding
Source: RefSeq, a predicted model, not a curated record
GCUGAUCUGCUCGCUGACAGCCAGGGACAAAGCGAGGAGGUGGGCUGCAGGCAAAUCUCUCAGUAACAGCAGCAAACUCUUAAAGCGCAAAAUCGCAAAAUAACCGACAGAGAGAGGUGGGAGUAGAAAAUACCAAAAAGACUCCAAUUUGUGCCGGCCUGUAAGUACUCCAGUUAAAACAUCAUGAUGUCCCAAAUGACAAGCACCACGAUGAGCCACGUCCAAAGCCAUACCGUUACCCAGGUAGAAGACACCGUGCAUUAUAAUCACCACAAUUAUGAGAGCGAGUUGGAGGAGUACAUGAUGCAGGAGGAAGACUGGGACAGAGACCUCCUGCUGGACCCUGCCUGGGAGAAACAGCAGAGAAAGACUUUUACUGCUUGGUGCAAUUCACAUUUGCGGAAAGCUGGUACGCAAAUUGAAAAUAUUGAAGAUGACUUCAGAAAUGGCCUUAAACUUAUGCUUCUUUUGGAAGUUAUUUCAGGUGAGCGACUCCCAAAGCCAGACCAAGGCAAGAUGCGUUUCCAUAAAAUUGCAAAUGUUAACAAAGCAUUGGAUUACAUCUCCAGCAAAGGAGUGAAGCUUGUAUCAAUUGGCGCUGAAGAAAUAGUAGAUGGGAAUGUGAAGAUGACUUUGGGUAUGAUUUGGACGAUCAUCCUCCGUUUUGCAAUUCAUGACAUAUCUGUGGAAGAAACGUCCGCUAAGGAAGGCUUGCUGCUCUGGUGCCAGAGAAAGACUGCUCCUUAUAAGAAUGUAAAUGUGCAAAACUUCCACACAAGCUGGAAAGAUGGCCUUGCACUCUGCGCGCUCAUCCACAGACAUCGUCCUGACCUUAUUGACUACUCCAAGCUACAAAAGGAUGAUGCUCUUUACAACCUGAAUCUUGCCUUGGAGAUUGCAGAAAAAGAAUUGGAUAUUCCUAAGAUGCUGGAUGCAGAAGACAUUGUAGGUGCAGCAAGACCUGACGAAAGGGCUGUUAUGACUUAUGUUUCCUGUUACUACCAUGCGUUUGCAGGUGCACAGAAGGCCGAGAUGGCAGCCAACAGGAUUUGCAAGAUACUGGCAGUGAAUCAGGAGAAUGAAAAAUCAAUGGGAGAGUAUGAGAGGCUGGCCAGUGAGCUACUGCAGUGGAUUCAGAGGACCAUCCCCUGGUUGGAAAACCGCUCCCCCGAGAAGACGAUGCAAGCCAUGCAACAGAAAUUGGAGGAUUUCCGAGACUACCGUCGCUUGCACAAACCUCCCAAAAUCCAUGAGAAGUGUCAGUUAGAAAUCAACUUCAACACUUUGCAGACCAAACUGAGGAUCAGCAACAGGCCAGCCUUCAUGCCCUCCGAGGGAAAAAUGGUUUCGGACAUUGCAGGUGCUUGGCAGCGCCUUGAGCAGGCAGAAAAGGGAUACGAAGAAUGGCUUCUGAAUGGAAUAAGGAGAUUGGAGCGUUUGGAUCAUCUAGCUGAAAAAUUCAGGCAGAAAGCUACAACUCAUGAAUUGUGGUCGCAUGGAAAAGAUUACAUGUUGAUGCAAAAAGAUUAUGAAUCUGCCUCUUUGACCGAAGUGCGGGCUUUACUGAGAAAGCAUGAGGCGUUUGAGAGUGACUUGGCUGCACACCAGGACCGAGUGGAGCAAAUUGCUGCCAUCGCACAAGAGCUGAAUGAGUUGGAUUAUCACAAUGCUGUUGAAGUAAAUGCAAGAUGCCAGAAAAUCUGUGAUCAGUGGGACAAUUUUGGGACUCUCACACAGAAACGGAGGGAGGCUUUAGAGAGAGCCGAGAAAUUACGGGAAACCGUCGAUCAGCUCUUACUGGAGUUUGCUAAAAGGGCUGCUCCCUUUAACAACUGGAUGGAAGGAGCAAUGGAAGAUCUACAAGACAUGUUUAUUGUUCACAGUAUUGAAGAAAUUCAGAGUCUGAUAACGGCCCAUGAACAGUUUAAAGCCACCCUGCCGGAAGCAGACAGCGAGAGGCAGGCCAUCCUGGGAAUCCUUAAUGAAGUGCAGAAGAUUACUCAGACCUAUAGCAUCUCAUCCAUUGUGUCAAAUCCCUAUAGCAUGAUAUCACAUGAAGAGAUCAGUGCCAAAUGGGACAAGAUGAAGCAACUGGUUCCUCAGAGAGAUGGGACCCUGCAAGAGGAGCUUGUACGGCAACACUCUAAUGAGCGUCUGCGUCGCCAGUUUGCCAGCCAGACAAAUGUCAUUGGACCUUGGAUCCAGCGCAAGAUGGAGGAAAUAGCUCAAAGUUCUAUUGAAAUGAGUGGAACCCUGGAAGAUCAAAUGAACCAACUGAAGCAGUUAGAGGAGGUCAUCAUUAACUACAAACCCAAUGUUGACAAAUUGGAAGGAGAUCAUCAACUUAUUCAAGAGGCCCUCAUCUUUGACAACAAGCACACCAAUUAUACCAUGGAGCACAUCCGGGUUGGCUGGGAGAUGCUUCUUACUACAAUUGCCAGGACUAUCAAUGAAAUUGAGACCCAGAUUCUAACCAAAGAUGCGAAAGGAAUCACCCAGCAACAAAUGAAUGAAUUCCGGUCUUCGUUCAGCCACUUUGACAGGAAGAAGAAAGGGGCGAUGGAGCCAGAUGAUCUCAGAGCUUGUCUCAUCUCCAUGGGCUUUGAUUUGGGUGAGGCUGAGUUUGCUCGGAUCAUGAACCUAGUUGAUCCAAACAAUACUGGCUUAGUGUCCUUCCAGUCCUUCAUCUCCUUCAUGACCCGAGAGACUGCGGACACAGACACAGCUGACCAAGUCGUGGCUUCCUUCAGAAUUCUGGCUGGAGAUAAACCUUACAUUUUAGCUGAGGAACUGCGUCGAGAGCUGCCCCCAGAACAGGCUGAAUACUGUAUAGCCAGCAUGCCACCAUACAGAGGGUCUGAUGCUGUUCCGGGAGCCCUUGACUAUGCCUCAUUUUCAACUGCACUCUACGGUGAAAGUGACCUGUAACAAAGGAUUCAGAAGCAGAAUCUUUUCUUUCUUUCCCAAGCCUGAAUAUUUUAGUGAUUAUAAGUAUAGAGCAAUGAAUAAUAGCCUUGAAUGCAAUGCUAGAUGUGAAUCUCUAAAAAAAAUAAUGUUGCUGUGUGUGGCACCAGAAAAUGUAAUGGAAGUAUCACCACCUUGUAUGAAAUAUAUUCUUAUACAAUUUUCAAAAAAAAUCCCUCAGGAUUUGAUGGUACUGGACACAUAUAUGUCAUUGCAAAAUCUGAUGCAUAACCCAUUUUGUUUUAAAAAUCUGCACGUUUACUAUUGCUUGGUUUAACAUUGACUUUAUAUGAAAGUUUUUCAUUGCUGACAGGAUCAUUUGUGAGCAGUUCAUGGAUCCUAUUACAGUAUUUCUAAGGAAAAGCUCAAGCAUUCCUGAGUUACUGAAGGGAAUGUUGUCACAGGAACAUAGGAAUGUGUAAAUUCAGACAAUAUCAUUGUGGGCCAGUUCACCUCUAUGUCUCUGGCCCCCCUUAAUCCUUAUCUCUAUCUGGUUCAUGCUUGAAUCCACCAAGUGUAUUUCUUGCAAUAGAUCAUGUGUAGUCUGUGCUACAUACUCACCACCUUCUGUAUAAAGUAAUUAAAUCCAAAUGGUCAGAGCUUAAGUUCUUGCUCCCAUUUUUGUAGUUUUUGUGAUCAUCAAAUUAUCAGUUUCAACUUUCAACAACUCUUUGAAGUCUUGAAUACCUCUAAUAUAAAUUGAUAAGCUGUCACUGGGGUGGAUUUUGACUUUGUACAAUCAUGUAAACCAGUUAUAGUGAAUUGGCAGCCCAUUUUACAUCUCUUUUAAAUUUUCUUUGAAGUCAGUGGAAAUAAAAAUUCACAGAGAUGUGAAACAGGCUGCCAACUCACUGUCGCCUGUUUUUCAGUACUGCUCAAAGUUAUGAAUUACCUCAUUGAUUCUUCCAAUUGUUGUAAUGUAUUCCCAGUAUUAUAUUUUGUAUGAAUUUUCACAACAGCUUUUACAGACUGUGUCCUAGCAUGUUAAAAGCAUGUUCUUCUCUCUAAAAAAAAAAUUGGACAAAGAAUAAGUCCAGGCUUUUUGUAACUCUCCAGUUUGUGAAACCUUUCAUAGCUCUAGAUAAACACCUUGCCUCAUCUGCCAUUGGAAUGUAACAGUACAAAAAGGAAGAAGAUAAAAUACGAUGGACUUGAUACUUUUUCCCUUAUGAAGCUACUUUUAAAAUAUAACAAUUGACAUUUUUAUCACUGCUGAUGAUUGAAAUGUUAUUAAAAUGUAAACUUGC